Callithrix jacchus (white-tufted-ear marmoset) is the source of this 5504-nucleotide messenger RNA. The record is from RefSeq and is a predicted model, not a curated record. Lineage: Eukaryota; Metazoa; Chordata; Mammalia; Primates; Cebidae.
UGACUUCUCCAUCUGAAGUCGGGACACCCUCCUGCCACCUGUAGAGUGGAUCUGAAAUAAAAUCCAGGCAUCUGAAGGUUCCUAGACAGAGCCAGACUUCAGACCGGGUGUCCUGCUACAGCCGCUGGGACUCCUCCAGGACAAGGCCACACAACUGGUUCCCUUCAGCCCCUCUCCCUCAGACACCAUGGAGCUGGAUCUGUCUCCACCUCAUCUUGGCAGCUCUCCGGAAGACCUCUGCCCAGCCCCUGGGGCCCCUCCUGGGAAUCCUUGGCCCCCAGAGGGCCCUGUGCCUGAGGAGGUAAAGAGGUCCCAGCCUCUCCUCAUCCCAACCACCAGCAGGAAACUUCGAGAGGAGGAACGGCGUGCCACCUCCCUCCCCUCCAUCCCCAACCCCUUCCCUGAGCUCUGCAGUCCUCCCCCACAGAGCCCCAUUCUCAGGGGGCCCUCCAGUGUACGGGGGCUGCUCCCACGCGAUGCCAGCUGCCCCCAUGUAGUAAAGGUAUACAGUGAGGAUGGGGCCUGCAGGUCUGUGGAGGUGGAGGCAGGUGCCACAGCUCGCCACGUGUGUGAAAUGCUGGUGCAGCGAACUCAUGCCUUGAGCGAUGAGACCUGGGGGCUGGUGGAGUGCCACCCCCACCUAGCACUGGAGCGGGGUUUAGAGGACCACGAGUCCGUGGUGGAAGUGCAGGCUGCCUGGCCCGUGGGUGGAGAUAGCCGCUUCAUCUUCCGGAAAAACUUCGCCAAGUAUGAACUGUUCAAGAGCUCCCCACACUCCCUGUUCCCAGAAAAAAUGGUCUCCAGCUGUCUCGAUGCACACACUGGUGUAUCCCAUGAAGACCUCAUCCAGAACUUCCUGAAUGUUGGCAGCUUCCCUGAGAUCCAGGGCUUUCUGCAGCUUCGGGGAUCAGGACGGAAGCUUUGGAAACGCUUUUUCUGCUUCUUGCGCCGAUCUGGCCUUUAUUACUCCACCAAGGGCACCUCUAAGGAUCCGAGGCACCUGCAGUACGUGGCAGAUGUGAAUGAGUCCAACGUGUAUGUGGUGACUCAAGGCCGCAAGCUCUACGGGAUGCCCACAGACUUCGGCUUCUGUGUCAAGCCCAACAAGCUUCGAAAUGGCCACAAGGGGCUUCGCAUCUUCUGCAGUGAAGACGAGCAGAGCCGCACCUGCUGGCUGGCUGCCUUCCGCCUCUUCAAGUAUGGGGCGCAGCUGUACAAGAAUUACCAGCAGGCACAGUCUCGCCACCUGCGUCCGUCUUGUUUGGGCUCUCCACCGUUGAGAAGUGUCUCAGAUAAUACUCUGGUGGCCAUGGACUUCUCUGGCCAUGCUGGGCGCGUCAUCGAGAACCCCCGGGAGGCUUUGAGUGUGGCCCUGGAGGAGGCCCAGGCCUGGAGGAAGAAGACAAACCACCGCCUCAGCCUGCCUACCCCGGCCUCCGGCACCAGCCUCAGUGCAGCCAUCCACCGCACCCAACUCUGGUUCCACGGGCGCAUUUCCCGUGAGGAAAGCCAGCAGCUCAUUGGACAGCAGGGCUUGGUAGACGGCCUGUUCCUGGUCCGGGAGAGUCAGCGGAACCCCCAGGGCUUUGUCCUCUCCUUGUGCCACCUGCAGAAAGUGAAGCAUUAUCUUAUCCUUCCGGGUCGCUGGAAAGCGCUUAGAACAGGUCCUGCCACAUGGAAAACACUUGUUACCUCACAGGGAGAACCGAUGGUUUGUUGAAGUGUCAAAACCUCAUUAACAUGUUUACCACAGGCUUCUGAGAUGAAGUAAGCUGGAGAGCAAUGAACUGAUGGCAGUGUUUAGUCAACCUCCAGUGAAGAAAUGAGGCCUUCAGUCUAACAGCAUUCAAAAACUGAAUCCUGACAAUAACCACAUGAGUGAGUUUGGAAGCUAACUGAUCCUUCCCUAGUCAAGUCUUUAGAUGAGACCAUAGUUCAGGUCAAUAUCUGGUUAGCAGCCUUGGAAGAGACUGAAGCAGAGGACCCAGAUACGCUGUGCCUGCAUUCCUGGGAUGAUACGUUUUAAGUUGCUAGGGUUUGGGGUCAUUUGUCACAUAGCAAUCAAUAACUAAUGUAGGGCAGUUUCUAAUAAAAUUAAACAUAAAUUUACCAUACAAUAAUUCUACUCCUAGGUAUCUGCUCAAAAGCAGUGAAAACCUAUGUCACAUAAAGACUUGUACAUAAAAUGUUCAUGGAAGCUAAAAAUGCAAACAAUCAAAUGUCCAUCAAACAGUGAAUUGAUAAUCAAAAUGUACUAUAUGAAUACAAUUGUAUUCUUUUUUUUUUUUUUUUGAGAGAGUCUCACUCUGUUGCCUAGGCUGGAGUGCAGUGGCAUGAUCAUGGCUCACUAGGCAGCCUCGACCUCCUGGGCUCAAGCAAUCCUUCCACCUCAGCCUCCUGAGUAGCUGUUUUUUAAUUUUGUUUUUCGUAGAGGCAGGGCCUCUCUAUGUUGCCAGCUACUCCAGAAGCUGAGGUGGGAAGAUCACUUGAACCCAGAAGUUUGAGAUCAGCCCGGGCAACAUAGUGAGAUCCCAUUUUAAAAAUUUUAAGAAAAAAUAAAAGAAACAAACUACUGAUACAUGCAGCAACAUAGAUGAACUUCAAAAACUUGAUGCUAGGUAAAAGAAGCCAGAAACAAAAUAUUACAUAUUGUAUUAUUCCAUUUAUAUGAAAUGCCCAGAAACAGUAACUCUUUAGAGACAAAAGUAAGAUUAGUGGUUGCCUGAGGCUGCAGGCAGGAAUGGGGAUCAACUACAAACAGGUACAAAGGAUUUUUUAGGGUGAUGGAAAUGUUCUAAAAUGUGGUGGUAGUUGUACAACUCUGUACAUUUUCUAGAAAAGUCAUUGAAUUGAACACUUAAAGGUACGUAAAUUAUAAGCACAUUAAAGCUGUUUUAAAAAGAAAUCUAUACAGAUAAACAAAACAAAAUAAAAUUGAUAGCUCUGAUACUGACUGUCUCAAAAGGAGAAUGUUUAGCUACCCAUUCACCAACGACUACAAGAAGCAUCGUGAUAAGUAUAGUUUCUGAGCUAUGAUUACUUCCAUAUGACAAAUGCUCAGAAAACUAUCUUUAACUCCUUUUGUUCCUGUGCUGCUGAUUUCAUUCCCUUUCAACAAAAUUAACAAGAUUUUGCUCAUUGAAAAACGCAAGGUGCACCUGCUACUUGACAGUAGGAAAGGAGGAUUAAAAAAACUCAAGUACAGAAGAGUUGGCCUGAUUGGACAUUUCCGAUAUUUAGUUAUUUUAUUAUCAAUUUCAGACAAAUACCUAACUACUGAUUUUUGCUCUUUCUAAAUUGGGCUUAAAUCCAUAAGGAUCCAGAUACAUAAGGAUGUAUUACUUCUUUGUCAUAUUUUGUGCUUUUAUGGACCAUACUGUCCCACUUUCUAUUCUGUUAAUAAUUUAGUGUGUUUUACUAGGCUAUGAUUAUUAAUUAGUUAAUGAGCACUAUCUCUGAACUGCAAAGCAGCAGUGGUAUAAAUGCACCUGGGUAAGUUCUCUGAGGGUUCAUUCAGGAAGGUGGGUUGUCUCCUAAGACAAAAUAAGAAAAUAAAGAAUUAUCUUUUUUAUAUAAUCUCAGAGAGAGAAAGAACUAGUACAACCUGAAGGACUAGAACCAGAAAAUCAAGCUGAUGGUAAAUAAGGAAUAGGUCAUAUAAAAAUGCCAGAGAGAGUUCUGGGCUCCAAGUAAAGAAGAGAGGUAAUAAUGGACCAUUAAAUGUUGUUUCUUCAAAUGUUGGUGGAUGGGAGGUAUUACCACAGCCUAGACUGACUUAAAAGAAGUUAACAAAGAGCCUUUCCUAUUUUCUCUAGGACUGCUAUGAACUUACUUAAGGAGUAAGAAAGGGUAACAAAGGCACUGGCUGAGAUUUCUGCUUCUGUAGACGCAGGUGCAGAAAAGGCUGGUUCUAACACAUCUUGUCAAUGUCUUUAAUGCCACCAGACUGAUGAAUAUAGUGAAAUAUCUAUCAUGAUCCCAUUUUUACUUAUUCAGUUGACAUAAUUAGCAAAUCUAUUAAGGGUAAGGUCACAAAUUAUUUUUGAAUAUUAAACCGUGGCUCUCCAUAUGUUACUGUUUAGACAGCAUCACCCACUGCAGAAUAUAGUUUUCAGGAUUGUCAUUUCUGCAACCUCAAAUCUAGAUCCAAAUGCAGUCAGUUAAAGCAGAUUUCAACCAAGCAGCUAAAUGAGAAAACAUCUGGACCUACCAGUCAAAAUGAGAAAGGUCACAUGUUAAAUCCAGAUAAUCUUGUUUAUUGGUGUUUGAAGGUUAUACACCAAGGGCUGGAUUACCAGGGUCCUCCUUUAGGCCUGGCACUGACAGCUUCAUUCACCUGCUGUGUGUGUCACUUUAAAAUCCAAAGCUUUGAAAGUAUUGUGUUAUUAGUCACUUCCAAAUGUAAUUUUCCUAAUUCUGAGCCUGAAUACUAUGUCAACCUAUUGCUAGACUGCUGAUGAGAUCCUGGGAGAAACCAUGGGACAGAACUGUCAGGGGCAGAUGAUGUCUAUUCUUUUAAAAACUGUUUUCCAAAUUUCCAUUCAGCAUUUUUCUAUGGAUGAAGCAACUGUAAUUUUCUCUCUCAAAAUUAAGAAAAAGAAAAGGAAUAAGCAAGGAAUAAAAUUAAAAGAUUGAUGUAGGAUUUAGGGAUGAUGAUGAAGAAAGGGGGAUUGUAUCUAUUACAUUAUUUUUUAUAAUUAGUGUUCUUCUGUAUAUAAACAACUGAACCAAAAUUUUUUAUGUUGGAAGCAACUCCACAUACCAAUGCAUAUAAAACUACUAUGAAAACAGCAAAGUCAAAUGUCUUAAGACUUUACAUGCUUUGGUAAGAUCUUUUUCAUCUUUUCUAGGUUAUGAACAUCUUUGAGAACUGUACUCUUUGCCUAGAAAAAGAGUACACCUACCCAUAAACACAAAAUUUCACAUACUAUUGAUUGAUUUCUCAAACCCUGAGAUCUCAGGUUUGAGAAUAUCUGCCUUUGACCUUUAAAUAGGCUCAGACUUACAGACACUUCUGUGCUACAUUUUGUAUACUUCAUAUAAUAGUGGUAGGUAUUUUUCUAAUGUUUUGCUCCAGCACCCUUGAAAGAAUUUUGAAAAAUGAUAUAGCUUUCUUAUACAUAGUAGACAUUAAGUACAUACUAGGUUGAUAUCUAUAAUUUUUCAUCAUGAGUUUAAAUAUUUUUAAAUGAAAGCAGAAAGUUUGUGUGUUGUAAAUAAUGACAGUUUAAACUGUUACCACACCCUUUCAAAUGUAUCUACUUAGGAAUAUAUACAUAUUUGUAAUUUGAUUUACUCCAUCAUAAAUUAAAAAAUACAUAAUAAGCUUUUCAAGAAAAUCAGAAAAUUUCUCUUUGUACUUCUAUUUCCAUUUCACUUCCCCCAUGGAAUUUUAUCCUAAUGUAGUACUCUUUAUAUGACUGAGUCAUCUAUUGUUCAAUCCAUUAUAUGUAUCUGCAGCAAAACAAAACAAAAACCCAAUAAAGUAAUUUUGUUAACAUAAA